AUGCACCCUUGCAAAGCCCCCGGGCCUGAUGGUAUGCAUGCUAUCUUUUAUCAGAGAUUCUGGCAUAUAAUUGGUGAUGAGGUGUUUAAUUUUGUAAGCAGCAUUUUACAUAACUAUUCUUGCCCAGGGAAUGUCAAUUGUACUAAUAUUGCUCUUAUUCCCAAAGUUAAAUCCCCUACUGUUGUUUCUGAGUUUAGGCCUAUCAGUUUAUGCAAUGUAUUGUACAAAAUAGCUUCUAAAGCUAUUGUUUUGCGGCUUAAACGAUUCCUUCCCUGUAUUGCAACGGAGAAUCAAAGUGCGUUUGUCCCUGGAAGACUGAUUUCAGAUAAUUCUCUUAUUGCUCUGGAGAUCUUUCAUACUAUGAAGAAGAGGAAUAAUAGCAGGAAAGGAUUGAUGGCGAUGAAACUUGACAUGAGUAAAGCCUAUGACAGAGUGGAGUGGGGUUUUCUUAGGAAGCUACUAUUGACAAUGGGAUUUGAUGGACGAUGGGUAAAUUUGGUUAUGAGUUGUGUUGCUACUGUUUCAUAUUCCUUCAUUAUUAAUGGACGAGUAUGUGGUUCUGUGACUCCCUCCAGAGGAUUACGCCAGGGUGAUCCUUUAUCUCCGUUCCUAUUUAUCUUGGUUGCAGAUGCUUUUUCCCAGAUGGUUAAACAAAAGGUGGUUUCGAAAGAAAUUCAUGGUGCGAAAGCAAGCCGGAAUGGUCCAGAAAUUUCUCACCUUCUUUUUGCAGAUGACAGUCUUCUCUUUACCAGGGCUACCCGACAGGAGUGCUUGACAAUAGUUGAUAUCCUCAACAAAUACGAAGCAGCAUCCGGGCAGAAAAUUAAUUAUGAAAAGUCGGAAGUUUCCUUUAGUAGAGGUGUAAGCUGUGAGAAAAAAGAAGAAUUGAUUACUCUCCUCCAUAUGAGGCAAGUUGAUAGACACCAGAAGUAUCUUGGUAUUCCAGCUCUUUGUGGGAGGUCUAAGAAAGUACUUUUUCGGGAACUCUUAGAUAGAAUGUGGAAGAAGUUAAGGGGGUGGAAAGAAAAGUUAUUGUCGCGUGCUGGGAAAGAGGUUCUUAUCAAGGCUGUUAUCCAAGCCUUGCCUACCUAUCUGAUGGGAGUUUAUAAGCUUCCUGUUGCUGUCAUACAAGAAAUUCACUCUGCUAUGGCUAGAUUUUGGUGGGGAGGGAAGGGGGAUGAACGGAAAAUGCAUUGGCUAAGUUGGGAGAAAAUGUGCAAACCCAAGUGUAUGGGAGGCAUGGGAUUUAAGGAUCUUGCGGUUUUCAAUGAUGCUUUAUUGGGUAAACAAGUUUGGCGAUUGUUACAUAAUAAGGAGUCCCUUUUGAGCAGGGUAAUGAGUGCCAAAUAUUAUCCACAUGGUGAUGUGCGUUACGCACGGCUAGGAUACUCGCAUAGCUACUCGUGGCGAAGUAUUUGGGGCGCGAAGAGUUUGGUUUUGGAGGGGUUGAUUUGGAGGGUUGGAGAUGGUACGAAAAUUGACAUAUGGAGUGCACCAUGGGUAGGGGAUGAAGAAGGUAGAUUCAUCAAGAGUGCUCGAGUGGAAGGACUAGAAGUGGUGGGAGACUUAAUGGAUGUUGAAAGGAAGGAGUGGAAUGUGGAGCUUAUUGAGCGUCAUUUCAAUGAACGAGAUCAACAAUGUAUACUGGCCAUUCCUUUAAGCACUAGAUGUCUACAGGAUGAAUUAACUUGGGCAUAUUCUAAGGACGGCACUUAUUCGGUGAAAACAGCUUAUAUGUUGGGAAAAGGGGGAAACCUGGAUGAUUUUCAUAGAGUGUGGAAUAUUUUAUGGAGUUUAAAUGUGUCACCAAAGGUACGUCAUUUCCUGUGGCGUGCGUGCACAAGUUCGCUCCCAGUAAGGAAAGUGCUUCAGAGACGCCACCUCAUCGACGAAGCAGGGUGCCCAUGUUGUGCUAGAGAGGAUGAAACGCAAUUUCACUUAUUUUACCGAUGCCCGAUGUCGCUCAAGUUGUGGGAAGAGCUGGGUAGUUAUAUAUUAUUGCCAGGGAUUGAAGAUGAAGCUAUGUGUGAUACCCUCGUCAGAUGGAGUCAGAUGGAUGCAAAGGUGGUUCAAAAGGGUUGUUAUAUCCUGUGGAACGUUUGGGUUGAAAGGAACAGGAGAGUCUUUGAGCAUACAAGUCAGCCUGCUACUGUGGUGGGCCAGAGAAUUAUGAGACAAGUUGAAGAUUUUAACAACUAUGCUGUGAAGAUUUAUGGAGGAAUGCGUUCCUCCGCGGCUCUGAGCCCAAGCCGAUGGUAUGCCCCUCCAGUUGGCGCUAUUAAAUUGAACACAGAUGCAAGUUUGGCUGAGGAAGGAUGGGUGGGACUUGGAGUGAUAGCCCGCGACUCGGAAGGUAAGGUGUGCUUCGCUGCAACCAGACGUGUGCGUGCCUACUGGCCUCCCGAGGUAGCUGAAUGCAAGGCCAUUUACAUGGCAACUCGUUUGGCCCAAGCUCAUGGGUAUGGGGAUGUGAUUUUUGAAUCCGACUCUUUGGUAGCAACGAAGAGGUUAACGAAAGCUGCAAUUUUCUUCUCAGAUUUGGAUGCAAUACUUGGGGACAUUCUUUCUAUGUGUAAGCGGAUGAAAUAUUAUUCUGUUCUUGUUUAG
Molecule: messenger RNA, 2607 nt
Organism: Beta vulgaris subsp. vulgaris (sugar beet)
Lineage: Eukaryota; Viridiplantae; Streptophyta; Magnoliopsida; Caryophyllales; Amaranthaceae
Product: putative ribonuclease H protein At1g65750
Exons: 2
Coding region: 1-2607 (868 amino acids)
Molecular function (GO): RNA-DNA hybrid ribonuclease activity; nucleic acid binding
Source: RefSeq, a predicted model, not a curated record